AUGUGGCUGAAUCUGAUGUUGUCCUGGAUCUUCUCACUUGGCAUCUCCAGGUCAGGAGCGAACAGCCCGAGGCCUGGCCCUGGCAGCAGAGUCCCUACUCCGCAGCCCAGCUGUGGCAUGCUAAGCCUGCACCCCGCAGUGGCCUGCCUCGGCACCCCAUUGACGGCCUCCUGCACCCUCAACCCCAGCUGCCUGCAGAUCGGCCAUGCCCGCCCGGGCGAUAUUGUCUGGAGAUUGAAUGGAGAGACUAGGCAGCUGCCACUGAAGCAGAGCAUUGCGGGAAACGGCACAGUCACCGUGGUCACCAUUCUCCAGGCAGAGCGGCCCCGUGGGGAGCUGAGCUGUUACCUGCCUCACCGGAGCAGUCUGCACCUGCUGGGUCUGGCCGAGUACCAGGCUGGAGUGCCGCCAGGAGAUCUGCAGGUGGAACAUUGCGUCAGCUUCUGGGGGGGGAACAUCACCUGCUACUGGGACCCUGGGCCGGAGACCUACCUUCCAACCACAUACACCCUCCACGUCACUGAAGAAGCAGGGCGCUGCCUCUGGAAGUUCAGAGACGCCGGGACGUGCAUCUCCAGCCGAGAGAGCCGUUCCUGCACCAUCCCUGUGGAGAACCUCUUUGCCUCUUUCCAAGUGAGGCUAACUGCCGUGAAUCUGCUGGGCCGGGCCAGCGCCGCAGACAAGUGCGUGCAUGGAAUGAGCAUUGUGAAGCUGAGCCCGCCCGAGGUCAGCGCCAUGGCGGACAGGAGCGACUGCUUCCGCGUGGCGUGGCGGCAGCCCAACGAGGAGCUGCUGCGUGUGACGGACGCGCGGUAUGAGAUCCGGUACCGCGACGUGGAUGGGGCAUCCUGGACGAAGGUGGAUGUCACAGCCGCAGAGGACGCGCCCGCAUCAAAGGACGUCUGUGGCGUCUCGCCGUUCACCAGCUACUCUAUCCAGGUGCGAGCGCUGUACCGGAGCGACGCCUUCCCCUGGAGCGACGGGGGUCCCUCCUGGAGCGCCUGGAGCCACGAGCGAUUUGUGAGGACUCUGCCCGCGGCCCCGUCCAGAGGGCCGGCUCUUUGGAGGAGAAUAGCCACGCCCGACUCUGAUGGGAGGAGUGAGAUCAUUCUGAUGUGGAAGCCCCUGCAGCCAAAGGAAGCCAACGGCAGGAUCCUGACCUACAGUCUCCGCUGGCAGCGAAGGGGGCAGCCGGCUGUCCUGCUGGCAUGCCUCACCCGCUCCCUGCAGUGUGCUCUGGAGCUGCCGGCCUCCGAGGAACACACCUUCUUCCUCACCGCCAGCAAUUCCGUGGGCGAGUCCCCCGCUAGCAAGCUGUUGAUCCCGGCGGUGCAGGCCCAAGCAGCACAGGGUCUGGGGGGAGAGAGGCAAACUGUCCUUCCCCCACGGCAACGUGGGCACCCGAAGCCCAGCCCUGGGCGUGCCUCCCUCUCCACUAUCCCCGGGCUCCUUUCAAUGCCGCCGCUGCUGCCACUCCUGGUCUCUCCGGCGAGCGACCGCAGCCUCCUCCUGCAGUGGGAUCCCCCUGGCUUCGCUGCAGCAGCCUAUGUCUUCGAGUGGGGCCGGGCAUCUGAGAACCGGGGGCAGAACAGCAGCUGGCGCUACGAGCCGGGGAACAUCAGCAGGGCGGUCCUGGCAGAGGCAAUUGAGCCGGGGUAUCUCUACAGCCUGACACUCUUUGCCCUGAGCGACGGAGCCGCCCGGGCUGCAGGCUCUACAAGCGCUUACUCCAAGCAGAUCGCUCCAUUCCGUGCCCCAACUCUGCAUCCCACCCGGGUCUGGCCAUCCCAGGUGGAGGUGCAGUGGGAGGAGAUCCCAUUGGAGGAGCAAGGCGGCUUCAUCCGGAACUACACCAUCUCCUACGAGGAGCAGGGAAAAGCCGCCCAGGCCGUGGUGGUGAACGGCUCCGUCCGUCGCUAUCUCAUCGCGGGCCUGGCUCCUGACUCCGUGGUGAGGGUGGGCAUCUCCAUCAGCAACGAUGGGGGAAGCACGCAGGGCUCUGUCCUCUCCAUCAGAACCAGAAGCCUUGACGAUGGGAAGGUCGAACUGUUGCUGUCCUCCCUGUGCGUGGGGCUAGUCGUCCUGCUCAUCACGGCCGCUCUGGCCUGCGUCCUCAAGCACCCCCUAAUACAGGGCUGCCUGUGGCCGCAAGUCCCUGACCCUGCUAAAAGCCACCUGGCCAGCUGGCUGCCACAGAAAAUGUGGCUGGACUUGGGGAACUUCCCAGUGGAGCAGAGCAAGGAGCAGAGAGCGGGGUAUCCCGACUUCCUGUUCCGGGGGGUCUCGGGAAUCAUCUGUGGCCAGCAGGAGGAGAUGAUGAUGUGCAAGUCCUUCCUGGAAAGCACCUGGGCAGCAGAGGCCUUUGGCGCUGGAGAUAAAUACAGGCAGCCUCUCCAGACCAUCUUCCUCCGGGGAGAUGUGACCACCCCAGACCAUUCCCAGGCAAGACGCCAAAGCAAGGUGGAAUAUUCCACAGUGAUCGUCUGGGCAUAUCCCGGUGAUGCGCCACCAAGCUCUACUGCUCCCUGGCCCCAACCUACCCCUCAGAGCCCAGAGAGCUCUGGUCCCAGCCGGGAGCCUGGCUGGAGGAUCUGCUUCCAAAGCCCAUCCUGUGAGCCCCUGGAUGGGUCAUGCUGGCGAUGCAGCCAACAGCUGGAUGGAGGGCCCGCUUCCUUGGGGGCAUUUCCGCUCCUGAGAACCCUGGUUGUGGAGGGAUCUGGAGACCUUCAGCCUAACAGAGAUCACCCUGCGGGCGCGCUCAGCUCAGUGACGCCCUAA
Molecule: messenger RNA, 2778 nt
Organism: Emys orbicularis (European pond turtle)
Lineage: Eukaryota; Metazoa; Chordata; Testudines; Emydidae
Product: granulocyte colony-stimulating factor receptor-like
Exons: 15
Coding region: 1-2778 (925 amino acids)
Biological process (GO): cytokine-mediated signaling pathway
Cellular component (GO): external side of plasma membrane; signaling receptor complex
Molecular function (GO): cytokine receptor activity; cytokine binding
Source: RefSeq, a predicted model, not a curated record